This is a messenger RNA of Patella vulgata (common limpet), 4327 nucleotides long. Its product is annotated as telomere length regulation protein TEL2 homolog. The transcript has 21 exons. The record is from RefSeq and is a predicted model, not a curated record. Gene Ontology annotation, molecular function: telomeric repeat DNA binding; Hsp90 protein binding. Lineage: Eukaryota; Metazoa; Mollusca; Gastropoda; Patellidae. Gene Ontology annotation, biological process: telomere maintenance via telomerase; protein stabilization. Gene Ontology annotation, cellular component: cytosol. Bases 85 to 2739 code for a protein of 884 amino acids.
UUUCGGGCAGAAACACAUGUCUGCAAAUUGUAAACAAAAAUAUUUCAUGUUAAACUUGCUUUAAGUUUUUAAGAAGUUGUUAAAAUGAACGACACACUUAAAUGUAAAAUGAGUAUUUGCACAAAGGCUUUAGAGAAUAGAAUAUUUGGGGAAAAUGCUUCUGAAAGCCUUUCAGCAAUAGAGAACCUAGUCAAAUUGUUUGAUGUAGUUGGAGAUGAAGUGUCAAGUAAAACUAAAAGUGGGCCAACUACUACCACACAUGAUGAAGCUCAAGCUAUUACGUCCGCUCUCUCCAAUAUUUUACAAUUUAGUGUAUCAUCAGAACAAAUCCUUGGUCAAAAGGAGUUAAAUGAUCUCAAGAAGUAUACAAGAGAAACGUUGUUUCCCCGGUGGAUCGAGGCUGUGUUGAAAAAUGUCUCUGUCGAAACAAACAAUAAAUUGAAUGCAUCAGAUAAACACAGAUUCGAUGCACUCUUAUUCAGUCUGGUUAAACAGGGGCCAUCACUUCAAGUAUUUAUGAUUCUAAACACAGCCCUUAUUAAUUCAUGUGCUGGAUUUUCACAAAUGAAGUUCAUAUCACUAAUGGAAUCCUUUAUCAGUGAAAAACUUCAGUCAUUAUUUCUGAAACAAUGCCUAGUUGAAAAGAAUUCCACCAAUACAGCAUUUGAUCAGAAACAGAACUAUGUAGAGUGGGAAGAACUGAUAUCAGCAUUGUCUUCUUUUCCAGAUAGGAUUGCUGGAAAACUUCAAAACCAUAACAGUGACAAGUUUUUACCAAUAAAUUACAUAGAGUUGCUAGGCAACACAAUAAUAAUUGUUUUAGAAGAAGUACAUAGUUUACUGAAAAGUGAUCAAGACUGUAGUCUAGAAUUUAUAAGUAGACUGAUAGGCAAACUUUGUCUGACUGGAUAUGCUGAUAUAUUAUGGAAUAGUAUGAUAAGUAGAUUAUGUGUAUUUGUGAAACAAAAUUAUAUAUGGUGUAGGAUAUGUGAACGAAUUGUAACCAGAGUACCAGAUAAAUGUAUAGAAUGUGUUAUUGUACCACUAUUACAGAAAAUACCAUGGUAUGGAUUGGUGGAUAAAUUUUUAGGUGAUAGUAUUUUAACCAACAGAAAGAUACAUUAUUUAUUAUGUACGAAACUUCUUUUUCAUAGAUAUUUUGAUGAAACACAGCUGGUAAGAAAUGUUUUAGGAUAUCUGGCCUCCUCUCGUACAAGACGUUUGCUAUAUUUGGAGACAAUGAAGAAUUUAUUAAGUGUAUGGGGUGAUGGUAGUGCUAUUAAACAUACAUCAUAUUCUCAACAUCUGUUUAUAUCUAGAGCUUUAAUGAUAUGUAUUGGUUAUUUAAAUGAAAAAGAGAAGUCAUUGUUGAAGGAAGAGUUUGUAGGAAUUCUAAUGCCAGCAGUUCAAUGUCAUAUUGGUAGUUCUGAUAUGAAGCUACGUAAACUUGGUAUGGUAGUAGCAGAAACGCUAACAAGUACCUUAGAUCCUAAAGGACCAAAACUACACUUUGAGUUUGAGAGAGAUGUAGAGGUGUAUGAUUUAUUAUCAUAUCUUCAUGUACCUGAAGAUACAAGCACACAGACACCAGAAGCAAUACCAAGAUUAGAAAAGAAAGAUAUUGAACCAGUAACAUGUAAAACAACAGAUAAUCCAACAAAUUUAACAGAUGACCAAAAUACUAAACAUAAUAUUCAAACAGACGUAGAACUUGAUAGUGAUGAUGAUCUAGAACCAUACGAUAUGUCAAAUGAUGUCAAAGUGACAAAAGUGAAAAAUCCCAAAUAUAUCCGAGAUUGUAUGGAAGGUUUGAUAUGUUCUGAUGAUGCAGAGAGAGUAGAGGCCUGUCUUUUUAGUGCUGAACAGUUAAUUAGAAAAUCACCUGAUGGUCUUAAAGAGAUUGCAGCAGAAUUUAGUAAAAUAUUGCUACAUUUACAAAACAAUUUUUCAACACGUGGUUUUGACGCAGUUAGAUUUGGUGCCAUGGUAGCUUUAGCUGUUGAAUGUCCCGUUGAGGUGGCUGGUUACCUCAGCAGUCAAUUCUAUGAAAGAAAUUACAACCUAAGACAAAGAAUGGAUAUUCUAGAGGUUCUCUCUGCAGCUGCUCAAGAAUUAGCCAAACCAGUUGAUAAAAACAGAGUCAGGCAACAUCAACCAGUAAAAGAAAUAAAACCAGUUAAAGAAUCAGACGAUUGGAGAGAAAUUGUAGAAAAACGUAUAGAGGGUAAAACGAGGCGCUUUAUUAAAGGUCGCACACAACCAGAACCUGCACAAGUAGCCAAUCGUUUUGCUCCUGUAGCCGGACACUUUUUCUUUCCACUGCUGAACAAGGUUGACAGAAGUCAACCUAGUUUUGAUUUAUUAGGAAAAGAAACUAUUGUAUUAAGAAAGCUUAUAUAUUCACUUGGUAUCAUUCUCCAUUCGGCUUUACAUGUUCCAUUAGCUACACAAAUGUGUGUAAAUUUACUAGAGUUCAUUUGGGCUUUAAGAUAUCAUUCAGAUAGCUGUAUUAGACAAGCAUUACUAUAUGCUACAUCCAUGGUUAUACUAGUAUUACCACCAUUUUGUGUUUUAACUGAUUUACAAGAUGUGAUGUUAGAAACAAAAUCAUGGUUACAAGAAACUAUUGAUAAUGAUACUGAUAUGGAGUGUAAAAGGAUGGCGUUACAAGCUUUAGUUUUAUUGGAAAAUACUAUGCAACAGGGUUUUAAACUCGAUCUGAAUGAUGGUAGAGCAUAACAACCUUACAUCUAUGAUUUUACUUGAAUGAAUGAAUGAAUGAACAAUUAAAUUUGAUGAAUCAAAUGAUUACAAACUUCUCGAACUUGAAUCAAAUACAGUGUAUUUACAAACUUCUUGAAUCAAAUAUUUACAAAUUUGUUUUGUUUUGGUUUACCAUUGAAAACUGAACAUUCCACAAUUUACAAUCAAAGGACUUUGUUCAGCAGUGGUCCAAGAAUGAGAAUUUGUAGCACUAUGCAGUGUGUUUUUUUAUAGAAAAGGUGCCAUAACAACCUAGGUGGAAGUGGUUGUUAACUAGCAGUAGCAGUAGUAUUUAAGUGCAAGGAUAUGAUGGGUCACUGGUCCGUGCCACUAGUAACACAUGCGAUGUAAAUAUAAUAAGACUGGAUGACUGGAAGUAAUUGUUGUAUGAUCUAGCCAGUGAUAUUUAUGCCUAAAUUAAUUUACAUGUACCAGUAGUGAAAUUACAGUCAUUGUCCAUAAACAAGUCCACUGUUGACUACACAUGAUGAUUAUUUUGUAUAUACACUAUGUACACUUGGAAUACAAGCUAAAGGACUUCAAAAGUUUUAUCCAUAUGAUGGAAGCUUGAACAGAUUUUGUAAAUUUGUAGGUAAUCCACGGGACCAGAUAUAUGGUUUUUACCUUGAGAACUUCACUUUUCCACAUAAAGCAAGGGGUCUCUUUUUCACCGAAGGUGUUUAUUUCUAUCUGCAUUGACCAAACCAUACCAUGUUCACAUUGUUUUAAAGUGACAUUUUUACAUACAGGACCGGUAUUGAUGUAAUGAUAUACGCCAACUUCCACCAUUCUCUCUCAAUUAGAAUCAAAGUUAUCGAGCUCCAAAGUCUUGACCAAUCAAAUUGCUUAUUAAUCUGCUUAACCUAAGCCAAAUGCUCAUUAUUGAACUUAGUCAUGGUAUUGAUGUAAUGAAACUAUAGAAGCAAAGUCAUCCUGUCCCAAAGCACCGACCAAUCAAAUUGGAUAAGCAGAAAAUGCUCAUCAUCAAACACAGUCAAGGCAUUCACCUAAUAAACACCUACACCCGACGCGUUUUUUUAAAAAGUAUUAUCUAAUAAGCACAGUUAACUAUUCGUAACAAAACACAACACAAGGUAUAUAUGUAUAUAAGUACUUCUGUAUUAAGUAAGACGUUCCUUAACACAUACAGGUCACGUUUUCAAGGUAUCCUGUAUGUGUUACGAAGCGUCGUUAUUAAAUAAUAGAGAAGUACUUACAACCAUAUAUACCUUGUGUUUUGUUAUGAAAUUAUUAUUUUGUCGUUUGUGAAUCAGCCUUUAGUAAUUACUUUCACAUUGUGUUGUAGGAUAUUUUUUAUUUGUUUAUUACAAAAUAGCUCCCGAAACCAUAGGGUACACGACUCGUGUACUGAUUAUAAAAUGUUAAUUGUGUCUUGAUAUUGGAUAUUGGGAUCCGAUAGUUUCACGGCAAGAUAGCAUCAUCAAUAAAGAUUGAAAUUGAUCAAUAUUGAAUUCUAAUUCGUGUUUUAAUUUCGAAUACUAUGGAAAAUAUUGAAUUAGAGACUUAGCUCCUUUAAACCCUGUGAUUGAAUGAUCUAAAAUUA